GAAAAAGACUAACCGUGUAUUAGCGUACCGUACCGUAUUAGCGUGAUCGUUAGAAGUCAUUAAGCUGAAAAUCGUAAAAAAAAAUCACUUUAAAAUGGCAGUAAAUUCACAAGUUCGAAGUAUCUUCAGAUCAGGGUUAUUUUCCAAUAAAGUUGCCAUCGUUACUGGAGGUGGAACGGGUUUAGGGCGUGCAAUAACCCAAGAACUUCUCUACUUAGGUUGCAAAGUGAUUAUUGCAUCAAGGAAAGUGGAAAGACUACAGACUGCUGCAGAUGCCCUGAAUAAAUCAUUACCCAGAGAAUCAACAGCAGCUAUCCAUGCAAUUAAAUGCAACAUCAGACAAGAAGAUGAGGUGAAAUCUCUCAUGAAGACUACAAUUGAGAAGUAUGGGAAGAUUGACUUUCUAGUCAACAAUGGAGGUGGUCAGUAUCCUUGUCCCCUCUCUGAGAUAUCAAGCAAAGGAUGGAAUGCAGUGAUUGACACAAACCUAACUGGAACAUUCCUAUGCUGUAGAGAAGCUUUUCAAGCCUGGAUGGGAGAACAUGGAGGAGCCAUAGUCAAUAUUAUUGUUGAUCUGUGGAAAGGCUUUCCAUACAUGGGGCAUACUAGUGCAGCAAGGGCAGGCAUAGAGAAUUUGACAAAAACAGCUGCUGUUGAAUGGGCACCUCAUGGAAUCAGGAUCAACUCAGUAGCUCCGGGUACAGUGUUCGGGAAAGAAGCUGCGGAGCAUUAUGGGACAGAAGAGAUCUUCAAGCUAGCCAUCCCUAACAUUCCUGCUAAGAGAUUAGGAACACCAGAAGAGAUAUCAGCAGCCGUUGCUUUCCUUCUAUCUCCAGCCGCUGCCUACAUCACUGGAGAAUCAAUCAAAGUAGAUGGUGCCUCUAGUUUAUACAUGCCACCAGGGGGAUACACAGUCAAAGACCACAAUAACAUGCCAGCCUACAAGUGGGAGACUGAUGAUGGGGAUGAAGGUGGGAAUAAUCCUGGUGGCCUGUCAUCAAAAUUAUAGCAAGGAUAGCCAUGGAGAAAAACAAGAAGAACAUCUCGGUAAUGAAGAUGAAGGUGAGAAUCAAUCAAUGAAAUGAUGUCUUAGCUUGAUGAACCUAAUGGAGAAAGAUACGGUAUUCAUGGACAUAUAUAUCAAUCAUUCUGAAAUUUCUCUUGCCAUAUUAACCAUCUUGGAAAUGAAGAGAAAUAUUGAUGUAAAAAAUGAGAAAUAGAAAUUUGAUGAGUCACAAUCAAGCUGCUUUGGACGUUUUCACUAUUAUCAAGUCUGUUUGUCAUGUUUAUCCUUUAUCAUAAUUAUGUGAAGGACAGAUGAUAUCUAUGCAAUGUAGAUGUAGUGUGCCAACAUCUAAUUCCCUAAUAAUAAGGCAAUGCAUGAUCUUCAAUCUUGUUGUCCAGUUUCUUUUGCUAAUUUAGCUAUUGGAUAUCGAGGAGGUGACCUUGAAAUGGAGUAUAGAAAAAUGUUGAUAUUAGUUGUAUUAUGUGUCAUUAAUGAGUUUUUAUGAGAACUGAUGUUGAAAGCCAUGAAUGAGAUUUCCUUGCUAGAAUCUCUGGAAAAACUUGAAAUCUUGUGUUAUUGGAUUGAGUUGACUGAUGCUUUUUUACUAUUAAUCAUGAUACAACUCUGACCAAAUCAAUGUGAAUUACAGAUGCUAUUAUCAGUAGGCGUGUCUGUCAUUGUAAUAACUAAUGAGAAUGAAAAUCUCAUGACUGAAAUAGGCAUCAUGUAUAAAAGACAAUGUGAUGCCCCAUAGAAUCAUAUAAAAAAAGGGUGAUACUGAAAUAUUUGAUCGUUUUUUUAGAACAGUAUUAUUAGAACAGUAUUCUAUCAGAGCACCAGAGGCAGUAUCAUAAUGAAUGCACAUGCUGUUAUUUCAUUUGAUAAUAUUUGAAGAUGGACUGUUGUCUUGGCUGCACUGCUAAUGUAAAUUUCAUCAUGUUUAUGUGCUCUAAAAUGUGCAGGGUAAUUUAAAUGGAAGGAGGUAGGAGGAGAAUUUACCACUUAAGACAGUGUACCUCCAAUUGUAAACAUCAUCAUUUGAAUGUCCCACUUCUAAGGAAUUACGAAGUAAUAAUCUAAACAUGUUUGUAAAGUAUUCUCUUCACUCUUUGCCAUCAUUUCCAGAAAAUAUAUGUUGAGGGAGAAAUAGUGAAUUAGACUGGAUAGUUAUGUGUAUUAUUAAAAACAAGACUUGUUCCAUAUCCACUGCAUCCAGGCACUGCAUACAACUUCAACGAUCACAUGUGCAUAUCUUUAAAGAAAUAGAUUGCUUAAAUACUGAUUCCCUCUUAUCAUCUCAGUCUAUGCAGUAAUCUUAAUGUUAUCAUCAGCAACAAAUGUUUUUAAUCACUAUUGCUUUUUAAAAGUUGGGUAAAAUUAUUAACAGAAUUCAUUGUAUGAGAGUGAACAUUGGUCCUCAUGAUUUCGAAGAAACAUAGCCAUCUCAACAAGACUCUGUUUUCUGUACUGAUAUAGAUACAUAUUAUCUACUGUAAAGCUGAUACAAGGCUAAUAUGUUGAUUUUAUAAACAGCAAAAAUGAUGAUUGAACUUCCAUGCCUAUAAUAAAUCAGACUAUAUUUUGAUAUUUCUCUUUAGACAGCUUUGUCAUUUUAACUUUGCUAUCGUCAAAUAAUAUGAAUUGUAUGUAAAAUAAUAACAAUAUAUAUAUUUUGCUAAAUUUGUUCAUGAAGUCAUGUAAAAUUUAGAUAAAAAAUGAGGGAUGAUAUUAAAAACAAAAUAUUUAUGAAUAA
This is a messenger RNA of Lytechinus pictus (painted urchin), 2759 nucleotides long. RefSeq names its product peroxisomal trans-2-enoyl-CoA reductase-like. The record is from RefSeq and is a predicted model, not a curated record. Gene Ontology annotation, biological process: phytol metabolic process. NCBI's taxonomy places the organism in Eukaryota, Metazoa, Echinodermata, Echinoidea, Temnopleuroida, Toxopneustidae. Gene Ontology annotation, cellular component: peroxisome. The transcript has 8 exons. Gene Ontology annotation, molecular function: trans-2-enoyl-CoA reductase (NADPH) activity. Bases 95 to 1009 code for a protein of 304 amino acids.